This is a messenger RNA of Chara braunii, 4413 nucleotides long. The record is from the annotation of a GenBank genome assembly. Lineage: Eukaryota; Viridiplantae; Streptophyta; Charophyceae; Charales; Characeae.
AUGGGCAUUUCGAAUGGCUGGUCAUGUCGUUUGGCCUUACGAAUGGCCCAACCACUUUCCAAGCGGCUAUGAGAACGGAGUUCUGACACAUGCUGGAUCGUUUCGUACUUAUCUACCUCGACGACAUUCUGGUCUACAGCCGGAGUCUGGACGAGCAUGUGGAACAUCUGCGCACCGUUUUGGAGCGGCUACGACAAGCCAAGUACAAAGCAAACCGCGACAAGUGCGAGUUCACACAGCAGGAGYUGGAGUACUUGGGACACUAUGUGACGCCGCAAGGCAUCCAUCCGCUUGCGGACAAGAUCGAGGCCCUACGAGUAUGGCCCGAGCCCACCAACACCACGAACGUUCGUUCAUUCAUGGGGUUGGCGGGCUACUAUCAGCGAUUCAUCACCGGAUACUCCAGGAUUGCUGCACCUGUGACGAGGUUACAGUCGCCAAAGGUGCCAUUUGUAUUCGAUGACGACGCACGCCGGUCAUUCCAAGCACUUAAGACGGUUAUGCUCAUGGCACCCAUCCUUAGCAUCUAUGACCCCACCGUGCUGACGCGAGUGACUACGGACGCUUCCGGCUAUGGCAUUGGGGCAGUCGCACAACGACGACGACUGGCACCCUAAGACAUUGUCAGCGACCGCGACACUCGUUUCAUGUCGGCGUUGUGGACUGCUCUCAUGCAGGAGUCCGACACAACAAUGAAACCAAGUUCGGCUCGACAUCCCCAGACAGACGGGCAGACAGAGCGGGCACAUCAAAACGCUCAAAUGAUGCUUCAUAUGCUCAUCCGUCCGGACCAGAAAGAUUGGGUUGACCACCUCCCCGACAUCGAGUUCGCCGACAACAUUUCGGUGCGUCCGGCGAUCGGCGUAACUCCAUUCGAGUUGCACCACGGUGGACGGAAAGGCUGUAUCUUCGCCGACCUUCUCCUCCCUCGACCAGCCGACAUUGACGCUGCCUGCUCUCCCGCUUCCGUCCGGAAGUACAGGGAAUUGCUGACUCAAGCCCGCGCAAAUAUGCAAAAGGUUCAAGUCCGCAUGCAGCAGCAAGCCAACAGGCGUCGCGUACCAUGUCCCAUCCGCGCCGGUGAUCUGGUUUGGGUCUCCACGGAAGAGUUUGCACUAGAACAGGAUGUUUCACGCAAACUGCUUCCCAAGUGGUUUGGACCUUGGUCUGUGACAGCAGCCGCAGGCAAUGAGCCCGAUGGCCCUUCAUUUGUGAUCAACAUUCUAGAGCAUCUGAUGGUCAAUCCGGUCUUCCACGCCUCGAAGCUGGCAACAUACACGCCAGCCAAGAGCGACGACUUUCCGGGCCGACAUUCGCAGGACCCUCCCUCUAUGGAUGGUCAUCAGGAAGUUGACCGCGGCAUCUCCGAUCGCAAGUACGGCAGCAAGCCGCGGCAGUAYAAAGUCACAUUCAAAGCAUGCGAUCGCGACGACACUCGGUGGAUUUCAGGCGCAGAUCUGAAAGCAUCCACACCACUGAUCUACGCGCAUUACGAAAAGCGGGGGUUAGCUCAAGAAGCUUCACGACCAGCCCCUCCCACCCGGACUGUGGUCCCUCCCUCAGACAAACAGCUUCGCCCUCGCAGGACUUUGUUUCCCUCAAGCCGCCUGGUGUGGUCCCACACUGCCGUCCCUCCGUUCCUGCAAUCGUCGACCCGCAAGUAUUGGUGCCGUCCUGCUGUCUACGACUUAGUCGUUGCUUCGCAGAACACGGCACUUUACGUCGAAUUCUGGGAAGUCUGCUACUUGAACGACGAGCUCUCUCAUCGGCGCGAGUCAUUCUGGAAAGUCGAUCUCGGUGAAGUCGGUAACGAAAGCCAUCCUCCUGACGGGCUGUUGCUCGGCUACUGGUGGCCUUUCGGCGCGGGAAACGGUUCUGCUGUUGACACCCCAUUCAUCCAGUACGCUGGCCCAAAUGACACCGUUUCGAUGGCCGACGUUUGGGCGAUGGAUGUGACGCGAGCGGGCGAUAGUCUUGUGCUCUUGUCCAAACCAACUGGGGAGGACAAGUACUCCAAGAUUUUCGCCGUGUCCACAAACAAUGGCAGCAGAACUUCUACUUCUACUUCCCUUCCCGUAAGCGGCGCCCGCGGUCUCACGUUCAAUCCGAACGGGACGCGUCUGUACGUAGCUCUUGGUGUUGCACCCGUUUCCAUCGUAAGCGCUCCUGUGGCGGAGUCCAGAGAGACAGGGAUCCCGAUSGACGGCGCGGAGUGGACUGACGUGAGGAGAUUCCCUCCAGGGGGGGAUCCCGAUAUCAAGACCGUCCGCUUCAGCUCGCAGAGCUUUUCCUCGGACGAGCGCUGCCUCUAUUUCCUGGACACCGAGAACCUUCGUGUGUGGGGACUGGACUCACCCUGCUCCGCGGCUCGCACGGUGCUGACACUGGAAACUUUCCCAGGGCUGCGUAUAGUCAGGCUCGGUCAAUCCGGCAGCGACUACUACCUGUACAUCGGGACGACCGCCGGCUCCGUGACGGAGCUGAAGAUCAAUGCCUCUCAGCUUCACCCUUGUGCUCCUACGCCGCCAUCGCUAGCCGGGAUCUCGGCGCCUUCGUCUAACCCGAUCCCCGCCCCCACGCCYGAUCCGAAUGUCCCCUCGCUUMACUCGAUCUCCCCCUUAUCUGCCUCUUCUCCCACUCCCUCUUUCCGGUCUAGCGAGCCCUCUGCGGCUCCAACAAAGCCGGGGGGAACUCGCAGUCUAGCUUUAAUCGUAGCUCUCCCGGUCUCUGUUCUCGCAGUCCUUGGCGCGGCCGCUUGCGCAAGUUUCCUCAUGUUAUACAGCAAGAGACGGCUCGGCGGGCUUAAAGACGUCCAGGUGACGACCGACUUGAGGACGAACGGCAGCGGCGGGUCCACGAUUCCAACGACUGCUUCGUCGUCGUCGGCGGUAGCUGGGGGGAAAGCGGAGGGGCUUCAUCCUUCGCAGGUAAAGCAGUUCUCGUUUGCAGCUCUGUCCUAUUGCACUCAGAACUUCAGCGACGGCUAUCGCAUCGGACCCGGUGGGGCGUUUGGUAAUGUCUACUGGGGUUCCAUGGAUGACGGCAAGGCGUUGGCGAUCAAGGUCAUGACAGGCGAUCUGACAGAGGGGAAAAGGAGCAUGUUUCUGGCGGAAGUGAACACGCUCAGCAGAGUCCAUCACGCCAACCUCAUCCGGCUCGUUGGAUUCUGCCUAGAGGGCAAACGUUCGAUCUUGGUCUAUCCCUACUUUCCAGGGGGGAGCUUGUUCGCUCGUCUGCACGAGAGAGAGAAAGCCGUGCCGGGGAAAGCUUCGAUUCCGCCGCUGACUCUGGUGGAGCGGAUGUGCGUCGCCUUGCAGAUCGCUAAGGGCCUAGCCUACCUUCACGAGGGUGCCGACCCGCCAGUCAUCCAUCGGGACAUCAAGAGCAGCAACGUGCUGCUUGGCGAUGGCUCCGGGGAGAAGUUGCACGUGGUGGUGGCGGACUUCGGCCUUGCGACUGUGGGAGAGAGAGUGUUCGGCACGGAGCUUGAGUCGGUGGUCAAGACCUCGCACAUGGCGGGCACGUUCGGGUACAUGGCGCCGGAGUACAUGAUGGGAGGAAUUCUGUCGGAGAAGAACGACGUGUACGCUUUCGGCAUUAUCCUGCUGGAGCUGCUGACGGGCCGGAAGGCCGUGGCAAAGGCACCCUCUGGGGUGGGGUGGGAGACCCUAUCGGACUGGGCUAAGCCGUUGCUUAAAAAACUACACGUCGUUGGUGACCAGAUGGCGUACCAAAUUCUGGACCCUUGCCUGCGUGAUCAGGCGGCGGGACUCAGGUCCAGCCGUAUGGUUAGCGAAACGCUGCAUUUGGCCAGCGAGUGCAUACGAGAGGACGAUCAAACCCGGCCAACGAUGUGCGGAUUGGUGGAGAAGAUAGGCAAUCUCCUCAACGAAGCGCAGAUCAACGUCAGGCAAACGAAGCACUGACCGUUUUCAUUAAUGGCGGGAAAGGUGAGUCAUUGUUGACCGGAAGGAGAGAGAGAUCUCAUCAUGAAGCUCAUGACUGGCGAAGAAGUCAUCCCAGAACGCGCGAUGGCGGAUCCCUCUCGUUAGUGGCAGGACGGAGAGGUAAUCUGCCCGCAUGAAGUGCAGGUCAACGUCAGUCAAACGAAGCGCUGAUCACAGUGAGAGAACUCAUAAUGUAGCUGAUGACUGGUGAAGAAUCGAUCCUACCGGUAUGGUUGGUGGAGCAGAUUGGCAAUCUGCUCAAUCUGCUCAAUCUGCUCAAUGAACUUGAAGCGCAGAUCAACGGCUGGCAAAGGGAGCGCUGUUUGCAGUGCGAGAAUUCAUCAUGAAGCUGAGGGACUGGCGAAGAAGUGAUCCCAUAAUGGGUGAUAGGGGUAAUGGGGGGAAAGCGCACAAGUUUUMAGUCCUUUUUCUGUAUACUUUUGGCUUUUAGCUUUUAGCUUUUAGU